CAAUGCAAUUCGCUGCAUCCGCCAUUUUUAUGCGAGAAAGGAAAGGGAAGUUGUCAAGAGUUCAAGUAAAUCACAAUUUGCUUGCUUCCUGUUCGUUCUGGUAACCGCCCAAAAGAAGGAGAAUUACGAGAACAAAAAGGCAGACGAGUCGAGGACUGAAGGACAGCGGUGUCAGUUGCAGUCCGGUAGCAGCAGCAUCAUGGCAGCCAAAGGAAAGGCGCAGCAGCCGGCCGUCAUCCACAAAGUCAUCAUGGUGGGGAGCGGUGGUGUUGGAAAGUCGGCACUUACAUUACAAUUUAUGUAUGAUGAGUUUGUAGAAGAUUAUGAACCAACAAAAGCAGAUUCAUAUAGGAAGAAAGUAGUUCUGGACGGUGAAGAUGUACAAAUAGACAUUUUAGACACAGCGGGCCAAGAAGACUAUGCUGCCAUUAGAGAUAACUAUUUCCGUAGUGGCGAAGGCUUCUUAUGUGUGUUCUCCAUAACUGAGCAAGAGUCUUUUCAGGCGACAGCAGAAUUCAGGGAACAGAUCUUACGAGUGAAAAGUGAUGAAAACAUCCCAUUUUUAUUGGUCGGAAACAAAGCAGAUUUAGAAGACAAAAGACAGGUCUCUAUCGAAGAGGCGACACAACGAGCCCAACAGUGGAAUGUGCAGUAUGUCGAGACCUCUGCCAAAACACGAGCAAAUGUAGAUAAGGUGUUCUUUGACUUGAUGCGUGCAAUCCGAUCUAGAAAGAUGGAAAAUGCCAAGCAAAGUAAUGGCAAGAAAAACAAAAAGGACAAGAAAAAGAAAUGUAUUAUUCUCUGAUUAAGCAAAAUCACCAAGACUUGCACCUUUUACAAACAGCUUAUCAAGCUGCGACCAUAUAUGGUCAUGUAUAUAGUACUAUUAUUGUAUGGUCAUUUACGAAUUAAGUUGUUACCUUAUAUAGUCGUGUAGUCUUUUAACAGUUAAGCAGCCUUUUUUAGUGCUGUCAAACAAUUUUUUUUUCAUUUAAUUUUAUUUUUACAAGUGUUGUAAAAUGUGGUAACUGAGGGAAGAAAAGAAGUUGCAUCUUUAUUGUGCAACAGUAAGAGUAUUGAAGCUGUCAGUCUUUGGCCUAAGAAUUUUACGUAGGGGUUUCUUCCUGUGCUGUUUAAUUGUACAAGGGGAAAUGCUCAAAGGCAACAAGUAGGUUUAGAUCUUUAUGAAAAAAAAGUUACUUGGUUCCGAAAAUUUUCAACAUUUUUUUCCUUAUCCACCAAGGUAUCGAGUAACAUGUUCUCGGAAAUAUGAUCCAAUGAAUAUAUGCCAUUUUUUAGUUCUGAGUGUGUAUGGUUUAUUUAUUUAUUUAUUUAUUUAUUUAUUUAUUUAUUUAUUUAAUUUUAAGUCUGCAAAUGGAGGUAAAGAAUGGGGACUAAAUCAUGAUCAUGUAUGGUAACAAUUAUAAAUUUAAAACUUGAAUGGGCUGACAGGUGAUAAUUUUGUCAGUGGCGGUGGGUGAGAUGUACCUUGUUUAUGAAGGGAAAAUUGCUUAAAUUCGUAGGAUUUUUAUUUUUUGUAUGUUCAUUUUAUUUUAAAUGAAUUGAUUUAUUUCGUUUGUUUGUUAUUUUUAUUUAAUUAUUGGUUACUUUGAUUUGAUUCUGCUCAAGAAUACUGUACAAGAAUAUUUGUGAAAAUUGACUAGAUGAUUUUUUUCCUGUCAACUGCCUUUUGACUUUCUUGCUUGAUAAAAACCUUAUUUCUUAUAAAAUUAUUACAGCAAUGUCUUGAAGUGAAUUAAUUCCUAUUGAUAAUGUACUUUAGUUUUGGAGCAAAGCAUAUAGAAUUGUUGUUGUGACUGUUUUAAAUGACUGAUCCAGUUAUUAAGGUGUAGGGGAUGUGUCGCUAGACAAAAAAAUGGUAAAAAUUAAGGGAAACAAUUUCAUGGUCUUCUGGUCAUCAUGUCAUAUUGGGAGACUUUAUUCCCAACUUUCGUUAAAAUUGUUUCUUUACUGCAAAUUUGAGAUAUUUACUGGUGAUAUUUCUCGACUUGGUUUGCUUUGAUACGAAGAAUUGCCCCCCAUUCCCCAUCUCUUAAGAUAAUGGCUACAUAAUAGUGUGAUAUGUUCAAUUAUUAUUAUUAUUAUUAUUAUUAUUAUUCAUUUUUUGUUUAUCUUUGUAUUGGUUGAAUGUGUUGAGGUUUGAUAAGGGUAGAUGUAUGUAUUUCUUCCGCGCAGAUGUUCUGGUAUCGGGAGGUGAUAUCAUUUUUACAUUACACACAAACAGGUGAACCAUGCUUUAUUUUGAGUUGAUUUAAAUGAAUAAAUAAGAUGAUAACUAUUCAUUUAUGGAUAUAUAGAUUGACAUUUAUUUAUUGAUUUAUUCAUAUGAGUAAAUAGGUAAAUAUAUGUUAAUUUAUGCAUUGAUAAAUGUAUAUUUAUUGAUUAAUUUAGUCAAGUCAGUAUCAAAGAUUGGAUGUGUCCCGUGUGCUAACUUGUAAGCUAAAGUUGAACUUGUAUUUUUUGGGUAGGGAGGGAGGUAGGGGAAUAAGGAAAGACAAUGUGAACACAUUUGCAAUUUUUUUUAUUAAAUUGCUUUGAAAAAAUCAUAAAUGUAGCUAUUUUGAUCCCUGGAUCUUCCUGACAGAAAUAAAGUGACAUGUUUUGUAA
This is a messenger RNA of Lingula anatina, 2628 nucleotides long. Its product is annotated as ras-related protein Ral-A. Gene Ontology annotation, cellular component: membrane. Lineage: Eukaryota; Metazoa; Brachiopoda; Lingulata; Lingulida; Lingulidae. Gene Ontology annotation, biological process: signal transduction. The record is from RefSeq and is a predicted model, not a curated record. Gene Ontology annotation, molecular function: GTPase activity; GTP binding.